This is a messenger RNA of Rhineura floridana, 2122 nucleotides long. It is a transcript of the gene CHST8, whose product is annotated as carbohydrate sulfotransferase 8. Gene Ontology annotation, biological process: carbohydrate biosynthetic process; proteoglycan biosynthetic process. Bases 612 to 1910 code for a protein of 432 amino acids. Lineage: Eukaryota; Metazoa; Chordata; Lepidosauria; Squamata; Rhineuridae. The record is from RefSeq and is a predicted model, not a curated record. Gene Ontology annotation, cellular component: membrane. Gene Ontology annotation, molecular function: sulfotransferase activity. The transcript has 6 exons.
CUGGGCUCGGCUCGGCUCUGCCCUGCAGGCGGGGGGAGCAUCACUUCGCCGGGAGCCGAGGAGGAGAAGGAGGAGACGGGGCGGGCUCAGCGGCGGCGAGGAAGGCAGGGACGCAGCGCAGCCCAGCCCGGCUCCGCUCCGCGCGUGCCGGGCUCGCCCGCGGAGUUUUCCCCCUUGCCGAGUGCCCGGAGGCCGGAAAGGAGGAGAGAGGCUCGUCCAGGUUGCUGCCGCUCCGCACGAGGAGGUCCCUGCGCCGGCCCGGGCUGCGCGGCUGAGCGCUGGACUUGCGCGGCGGCGGAGACGCUCCGCUCAGCUGCUGCACACUGGGUCGACAUUUUCAUCGUGCUGUCCACUACAACCCCGAGGUCCCUUUCCUGUGGUCCCUGUAACCAGCCCCGGUUAGCACUCUGGCUGCAGCUCUUUGUACCAAUUUAAGUUUCCGAACCUUGUAGGUAAAGUCUCAGAUUAGGUUCUGGAUGGGGAAGGACUCCUCUGGACAUGUGAUAUUGGAGUGGAAAGCCAGCUGAGAUAAUGACUGCAACUUCUGCUUUGGUGACAGAAGGCAUUUUCUCCUUUCUGUGGGCCCAAACUGGAUUGUUUUGAGGACAUCCAUGAUGAAGCUGACCUGCAUGUUCUCCUUCAUCCUGCUGUUUGGAGCAGCUGGGCUUGUGGUCUUUAUCCACCUGCAGGAUCCAGAAGAAAUUGUUCAUCAACAAACACCAGGACUGAGAUGUAACAUGGGAUCACAGCAAUCCAAACAUGACUGCACAUCGAGCAACAAUCAGGAUGGAAAAAUACUCUUGUAUGCUGCUGAUGAAUUCCCAGUUGUAAACCAGAGGCCUUCAUUACACUCAAUGCAGAAUGGACCUGUGCAGGAACAAGACACAAGCAGAAAGCAGAACAUAGUAGUUGUGAUUAAAGACCAUUCAAAAAAAAAUGCAGAAGCUAAUUCUGCCAGGACUCAUAAACGGAAGAGGAAAUUUGUCAUAAAAAAGAACCCCAUCCUGAUUGCUGUAAAUGGGUCCUUUCACAACUUGCCCAUGCUGAAAUCAGAGUACAGAAAUGACAUCAAGUGGAAAAGCCUGUAUCAGACACAAAGAGAGAGAAAGAGAAUCAUGAGAGAUACUUGUUUGAAAUAUAAGAGCGACAACAAAAGGAUCAUUACACCUUAUCAUGUUUCCAGGAUAUUUGUUGAAGAUAAGUACCGAAUUUUAUACUGUGAAGUUCCCAAAGCAGGUUGUUCCAAUUGGAAAAGAGUGCUGAUGGUUCUUAAUGGUCUGGCUUCCUCAACCAAGGUUAUACAACACAACACCGUGCAUUAUGGGAAUUAUCUGAAAAGGUUGGAUGGGUUUGAUCGUAAAGGAAUCAACCACAGGCUCAGUACUUACACUAAGAUGCUCUUUGUUCGCGAACCUUUUGAAAAAUUGGUCUCAGCAUUUCGAGACAAGUUUGAGCAUCCCAACAAUUACUACCACCCAGUUUUUGGGAGACCCAUUAUUUCAAGAUACCGUGUUAAUGCCACGAAGGAGGCAUUGAGGACCGGUUCCGGGGUAAAGUUUAAAGAGUUCAUUCAAUAUCUCCUUGAUGUACACCGGCCUGUGGGCAUGGACAUCCACUGGGACCAUGUCAACAAGCUCUGUAGCCCAUGCUUAAUAGACUAUGAUUUUAUUGGUAAAUUUGAAACCAUGCAGGAGGAUGCCAACUUUUUCCUGCAUUUAAUAAAUGCACCACAAAAUUUGACUUUUCCAAGGUUUAAAGACAGACAUUCUGAUGAAGAGCGAACAACCACUCAAAUUACACAGCAAUAUUUUACACAACUAUCUCCUUCUCAAAGGCAACGUAGUUACGAUUUCUAUUAUAUGGACUAUCUGAUGUUUAACUACUCAAAGCCUUUUGAAGACCUGUAUUAACAGCAAGAGGCUUUGGGCACAAUCUUUGUGAACUUCCUCAUAUGCAAAUCUGUGUAAAAUACUGUAACCCAAAUACUGCACCCAUUCACAAAUAAACCAAGGGCAUAUCUACCCAACAAGCUUAAAUGGGUUAUGUAGAGAACCUGGAAAGUGUCAAUUGGGGUGUGGGGAAAGUUGACAGCACAGUCACCAAACUUCAAUUCCCAGGAUUU